AUGGCCGCCAAAUUGAGUGAUGUUAUAAGUAAUCAGCCGUACCAUAUCUCAUAACACUAGAGCUCUACAUACGCUGGUUAAGGUGGUUUUAAAAAAACCUUAUAAUCCGCUCUCUUACCUGUACAGCUACCGGGAUGAUAGAGAGUGUGGUUACUCUUGCGCCUGCAAAUGUCCAGCAGACAAAAGCACUUGUUCUUAAAUGUUGUCGAGUUGGAUGAACACACUGGCUCCUCGUACGACGGGCAGUUGUCAUCACAAACACAGCGGGCAUCAAAUGCAGAGAAAGCUUUGCAGAUGGCAUGGUAAUCGCAAGUAACGUUUGUGCACGGGUCUAUAUCUUUUAGGGCAAAAAAACAACAACAAAGUCAGCACUUGUGUGAAUAGCAAAUUGACCUGACGUCCUAUAUCCUUUGAGAGCGCAACUGCUUUUAAAUUGUGCUUUGUUUUUCCCGUGGAGAAAAUUUAUGGCAAAAAAGGAUAGGAAAGGGGAAGUUACUUUUUCUACAAAAACGCUUGAAAAAGAGGUACACAGCUGCAUUUAUUCACCCAGAUAAUAAGACGAUCAAUACGAAGUUGUUCUUAAUACUUAAACGCCAUUUUUUAUAACUUCUUUCUUGGACAUUUGAUCAUAGUUUUUUACAGUGACAAUUGCCUGACUUUAUUCUUAUUCCAAUUUAUUUCUUCAAUUUGACCUUUGACCCAACGUCCAAAUGCCUUGAUAGUAGGACGAACCAGUAUGAGAGACAAAUCUUUGAAAUUAAAGAAUAAGCAAAUAUAAGAGAAGAAUCAUCAUCGUGAAAAUGAGUACGGAAAAUGACAAUAAGAUUGUUGAUUCAAGCUAUUGCUUGAAUUUGUCGUCAAGUGUUAAGUGCCACUUCGAACUUCUUCUUUUAUUAGUUAUAACUGCUUUACUCUUUAGCGAAGGCAUCUAUUUUAACCAGCAAAUAUUUGAAACAGUUUCAACUUAUUAGGUCUCUUCAAGGCUACUCACCUCAAUCCAGACAGUCAAAGCGUUGCUAUAGCGACCAUCUGCCUUCAUUGAUAGUUCCCUGGUGCCAUUUUCAUGGCUGGCAGACGCCAGAAUAUUGGGCGGCUCGUAGAAUGGAUUCUCAAACUUAUAAUCCUAAAAAUCAGGAUUUACCAAACACAAUAAUUUUCCCUCUGACUGUUUAAAGAAAUAUUGUCGCUUUCAUCCUUUUGAAAAAAGUGAUAUUGUCCCAGCUCAUUAAGGAAGUGAUUAGGCAAACUCUAGGUCUAUAAAAUAUAUCUAAUAGUGGAUGCACCUCCUUACCACGUAGCGGUCAACAAAUCUAAAUCACAACUCUUGCGAACAACGCAUGGGGUUUUAACGAAUUAUUGAUGAUCAAGAAGGUCGUAUCUCUUGUUGGACUUCAACUCUUAUUUCAAAAAUGCACAAUACGCCGAUGUCACAGUGUCCCUUGAAGAAACGACAAAUACACAACACAAACAUUGAUUGUUAACCACGUUGGUUUAAAGGCUUGAGUUUGGAAGUUAAUUCAAUAAAAAUUGAAUGCAUCAUUAAUAGACGUCACAUUUUCCAACCUGACAAAAGGCAUAAUUGUUCUCUUUCUUUGGUGCACCGAGUCCAGAAAAAUGAAGGCUUCCCUUCUCAGUAAAAUUCCAAGCCUCAGGUAGCAAAUCAUAAGCAAGCCAGUUCUGAAAAGGUGGACGCAAGUAACAGUCACAGCAUUGAAUGUCUUUCCUUAUGGUUUUUUAAGAAAAUUUAAGAUGAAGGUGGGAACCCUGAGAAAAAUUUGUAUCUGGAGUCUGAGAAAAAAGCAAAAUACCAUGACCUAUAUUUAACACUAUUCUGACCGAGCGUUUUUGGGCUUCCUUGGAAUUGGAGGGAAAAGGGACCUUCGAAGGCCCCUUUGAGAACAUUAUAACCACUCAUGAUACAGCCACUAAAUUUACGUAAAAUAGUGUAAUCAUCAUUCCAACAAGUAGGUGUAAUGUGAUUGACACAGUAACGUAAUUUGACGUCACUAAGAUGUCCUCGAAACUAAGAUGUCAAUUGUUCCCGUAGCCAUUAAGCAAAAAUAAUUAAAUUACUUAAAAAUCACGACGAUGGUUGACAAUUUGAUAAUCUUUAACAAUGGCAGUGACAACAUGAUGACGUCACUUGUUGCUGAGACCAUAUGUCUUUUUGGAUCUGCCAUUUUGAAUUAUUUAAAUUAAUUCCAUUUAUUCCUGCUAGUUGGCCAUUUUAAAUUCAAUUCAUUUUUCCAAGCUAGUCACUAAAAAGCCUAGAUCAUAUUAACAGCUACGUAAAUAAUGGUAAAUUAAGUGUGAUAUAAUAAUUCAUUAGAAGUAAAUCUAGAGAUAUUCAGCAAGAGUCGCCAAGUUUGAUGGUCCUAGCUUGAACGGUUUUAAUUUUAUUCAACAUUAAAGUGUUAGGAGGCCUCAAAGCCAACGGCACCGGGCUGAAGUAAACCCUAAAGUGAACCCUAAAGUUUCAUCUCAGAAUGGAUUAGGGAAAUGACGAGGAUAGUUUAUAUGCGCGACUUAAAGAAAACUUUCUUUCUUUUCAAAACACCUGCUGCACAUGCGCAGCAGGGGCGAUAUUUUCUUAAGGCUGAAAAGCCGUUCUUUGACAGAACCCCGCUUCCUGAUCAGCGCCCCCCUCCCCCCUUUUUCACUUCCAGUCCACCCCUCCACCCCUUUCGUCAGGCUGUCUUUGCAAAGCAAAUUUAGAGUUUUACGGUUUUAAAACAUUUAUGGGUUAGGUAUAACAAUAAUUCUUCUAAUAUAAUUUUUACGUAAUUUAUAAGGGGAGGCCAAACUAACCACCAGGUUUUUAAUUAGCUUCCAUACAAUCAGAUUUAAUUUUAAAUUUAAUUGAUAACAAGUAAGGACGAAGAAAAACGUAAUAGUCGAAGACUGGGCUAAUUUUUUAAAACUCACCACUUUAAGUCCGGUAUGGAUACCGUCGAAACUCAUAAACUCUCUCAAGCAAACAACGAAGCCGUCUGCUUUGACCGCUUCUAGCCAGAUGUUCAUGGAAUCAAAAGGACGGUUAGAAUGUUUAUGUUGAACGGUUACAAACACUUGAGGCUUUAUCUAAAAGAAGAGAAAAAAUCACCCAAUAAGUACAUGUACAUACUGAGCUUAAAUAUUAUUAUCGUCCUUUGCCCCGAAGAGGACCGGAUUAACAGUGCUUAACGUUAUGGACUGACGUUAUGACAAACCUAGGAGGAGAUUCUUGAACAGCAAACAAAACAUAGGAAAAAAACGGACGAUUUAUAUAGUGCUAAGCCCUUUUCUUGUUAAAGGGAUAUGCUGCGAUGAUAUUGCUGCUUUAGGCCACUUCGCAAUUCUGUGUUGAAGUAAUCACUGUGUCCAUUUAUUCAUGCAUUAAAUGUUCCUGCAGAGCCAUGAAGAAAAUAUCAAACAACUUUCAUCAUGGAGCACUAUAACCAUUACAUUUUUUGGUGAUUUUUGCAGGCAUAGUAUUUAAACAAUUUACAAAACAAGGCCUUUUUUUUUUUAAUUUUACUGAUGUGAAGUCGCGCGCGUUUUCGUUAUUUUUUCCCCUUAAGGUCAAAGCUGAGUUAUGAGUUUUUCGUGAGUAUUGACUUUAAAACUAACAUGGAAGACUAAAUGAAUUAAUUGGAUGACGUUGCGAAGUUACCUGUUUCUGAAUGCUUAGCGAUAUCUUCUUGCACUGUGUUCGUGACGUGAAUUCAUUAAAUUCCACGAUCCCUGAGUGUAUGCCUUGAUGCGAACCUUGAAAUGCAAGCCAGUUGAUCACAGACGUUCCACCAGAGCCACUUCCUGCUUCGCGCACGCAGGCUUCAAAACCUGUUGUUGACACCGACUUCACCCAAAGAGACGCUGGGUCGUGGAUUUUAACAUAUUUGUUUCCGUGACUGAGCGUCGCGAACACCUUUACAUCUCCCGAACCCUGGAAUUGAGUUUCGAAAGAAACGGCUUGGCAACCAUGGUUGUUUUGGGAAGUGUCGGUAAUAUUUACCUUCCCGGCUUGAAAGACAGCCCCUUGAAUGUAAAAAAUAAAAAUGAAAAAGAACUAUGAUAAUGAUAUACACGAUAACGAUAACAAUGACAAUAACAAUAACGAUAACGAUCAUAAUGAUGAUGAUGAUGAUGAUGAUGAUGAUGAUGAUGAUGAUGAUGAUGACGAUGACGAUGACGAUGAUGAUAGCCCUGCCAGAUAG
Porites lobata is the source of this 4196-nucleotide messenger RNA. Lineage: Eukaryota; Metazoa; Cnidaria; Anthozoa; Scleractinia; Poritidae. The record is from the annotation of a GenBank genome assembly.